This is a messenger RNA of Thunnus maccoyii (southern bluefin tuna), 2622 nucleotides long. RefSeq names its product fibrinogen-like 2a (gene fgl2a). Bases 249 to 1745 code for a protein of 498 amino acids. NCBI's taxonomy places the organism in Eukaryota, Metazoa, Chordata, Actinopteri, Scombriformes, Scombridae. The transcript has 5 exons. The record is from RefSeq and is a predicted model, not a curated record.
UUUCCCUGCGCUCUCUCCCUCCUGCAGGCAGCGCUCAUACACACACAUACAUACAUACACACACACAAACACACUUUUAGACCAGUAGGAUACUGGACACCCAUUCACAUACUCCUAUACUUACAAUCUGCAGCUGCACACACACACACACACCUAUGCAUCCUCUUUAAGUUCACAUCAGAGGCAGUUGCGGACACUCUUUCACUUUACACACACUUAUUUCUCCUUUACAAAUCACACGCAGGAAAAUGAGGACAAUUGUGCUUUGCGUCUGUGCCAGUCUCCUGCUUACAGCCACCUUGGUGCCGCGCACCAGCCGGGCAGCGGACUUCCCUGUGAACUCGCACCAGAGAUGGGACGCUAGAGGAGGAUACACAUUGGGAUCUGAAUCUGGUACCCCCGUCUCCUGUCCCAUGAAACUAAGACCCUCAGGUCAGUGCGGGAGUUCCGGAGCAGAGGAGGGUGAGGACUGUCCCUACCAGCUCACCCUGCCUCCUCUCACCAUCCAGCUGCCCAAGCAGUUCAAGCUGCUGGAGAAGACGAUGAAGGAGCUGCAGAGCUUGAAGGAGGUGGUGAACAAGCUGAAGAGCGGGUGCCAGGAGUGCCGCGGUGGACGGGGCAGUGGAGUUUUUGGACAGCAGCAAGCUGACCAGGGACACAAGCAGGUCCCGAUAGGUGGACAGGACCUGACAGCACAGGAGGUGCAAGGUGGCUCCAGCCAAGAGCAGAGGGGAGAUGGGAUGGUCCCUGGUGCUACUGUGGACAGUACAGGACUGUCGCAUGGUUCUAAUUUUGGGAAAAUCACACCAAGCCCGAACAGUAUGCAGGAUAUGCAGGUGAAGCUGAACAGGAUGUCAGCCAGUCUGCGCAACGCCAGGAGCCAGAUAACGUCUCUGCAGGGUCGUCUGGAGGGCCUCAACCUGCUCAACAUGGACAACGUGCAGGCUAUAGUGGACAGGCGGGUGGAGAACAUCACUGGAGUGGUCAACAAACUGAGCUCCUGCACGACCCACUGUGCAGCGCAGAACAGCCCUCAGUUCAUCUUAGCCCCUCGGGACUGUUCAGACUACAAUGUGCUGCAGACGAGGAAGAACGGUGUGUAUCGCGUGACCCCUGAUCCCCGGAACGGGACAUUUGAGGUCUUCUGUGACAUGGAGUCCUUUGGAGGUGGAUGGACGGUCAUACAGCAACGACUCAAUGGGUCUGUCAGCUUCAACCGCACCUGGACAGAAUAUAAGGCGGGCUUCGGAAACCCCAGAGGUGAGUUCUGGCUGGGCAAUGACCAUAUCCAUCUGCUGACAAAAGGCAAAGACAUGGUCCUGCGUAUCGAGCUGGAGGACUUUGAGGGUGUCCGAGAGUAUGCAAAGUACGACCAGUUCUACGUGGCCAAUGAGUUUCUCCGCUACCGGCUGUCUGUCAGUGGAUACAGCGGGACUGCUGGGAACGCCAUCAGUUUCAACAAGCACUUCAACCACGACCAGAAAUUCUUCUCCACGCCUGACCGCGACAACGACAUGUACCCCUCUGGAAACUGCGGCGCCUACUACAGCUCCGGCUGGUGGUUUGAUGCCUGCAUGUCAGCCAACCUCAACGGGAAGUACUACCACAAAAGGUACAAGGGAGUCCGGAACGGGAUCUUCUGGGGAACAUGGCACAACAUGUCGACAGAGUACUACCCCACCAACUACAGGCAGGCCUUCAAAACUGUCAAAAUGAUGAUACGGCCCAAGAAUUACGCUCCUUAAGAGGACAGGUAAAUAUUCAUGAUUGUAGAGAGAUGGACAGAUAAACAUAAACACAGACAGUAGACUCAGACACACAUGCACAUAGUCAUGCAUUUGCACACAUUUACACAUGCAUACGUGUACACAGAAAAAGACUAUAAGCCCUAUAGACAGUUUGAAUGCAGUAAUAAUGAAAAUAAUUGUGAGAAAACUUUAACAGUGCUAUUGCUUUUUCCACUGUAGUGAGUGCGGCCUUCAAAAUGUUGAAUUUAAAUGAUCACAAUAAAGGACAAUGGACUAUGAACAAUGACGGACUAUAAAAAAAAAUCCACACAUGCAAUGUAAAGGCCAGCCUCCUGCAGUGGCCAUAAUAUUAUACGGAGGGUUACUAUGAGAGAUUUUUCACUGUUUUUCUGUCAUUUCUCCACUUUCUGUCCUGCUGCCUCCUGCUAUAAAACCAGCUGAGACAGAGCACAGCACACAGUGGUAGUAAAAACUAAUGAGCUAUCAUUUCUCUGCUCUAAGUGGUUUCAUAAUUAACAGCAGCCACUCAAGUGAGGUAUACGAGAGCUGAUGAUACAGUUUUGAGUGGGUCUGAAAUUUAUUGUGAAAGACUUCAUUGCUGGGGUCACAGUCAAAAAAAUGUAUAGGUAGUCAUACAUGUACACAUGUUUUGGGCCGGAGUGCACAAGUAAUGGCUUCUGUGUUGUUUAUUUAAUUAAAUUAAUUAUACUCAGACACUUUGGUAAUGUAUCAUCAUCCUAUAAAAUAUAAAAUAUCCCUGCAUAAAUAUGCAACCUGAGAUAAAUUUCUAUUGGGUCGUACCCAAGUGUGUUGAGCAUUAUUGAUGCUUUCCUAAAUUCUACCUGACAGCAGCGAGGAAGCAGGACACUGCUGC